AUGGCGGAGGGGGGCGGAGUUUCGCGGCCUGUGAUUCUGGAGGAUUACUUUAUGGCAGAAGAAGAACUUCUGCUUGACAAAACAGGUGAAGAGGACGAGAUCGAUCUUUACAAUAACUUGACCUUCACUUCCUCAGCCUAUCUGGAAGAGAGUGAGGUAAAAACCUUGGCCGCAGACCCAGAAGAGGCUCCUGUGAAUGGAUUAGAAGAACCAGCGCCUGCAGGGGAAGAGGCAGGCCCUUCAGAGACGGCGGAGGAGCAGCUGAUGCUAGAAGAUGUGUCAGAAGACGAAAGCCACCCCUCUGAGCCGGAGGUCACUUACGAAACUGCAGAGGAGAUGGGGGAAGAGGAGAUGGACAUGGCUGAACCAGAGGAGGAUCCUGCGAGUGAGGAAGCAGACGAACAGAAUGACCUGGGGGACCCGGCGGUCAUGAGGGCCGUGCGUGGCCGGCUGGCCUCAGAGGCAAGAUGGUCUCCGAGGCCAGGUCUUUUCCACACGGCCUCUUUGUCGGGCCUGUCUGACUGCCUCGCCCCUUCUGUUGCCUCGUGGGCAAGUGCCUGGGGCGUGGAGGGAAAGAGAGAAGAUUCUGCUGUGCUCAACCGUAGGAUUGCCAGCAGCCUUCCAGAUUACGCUACUGAUUACUUGAAUAAUCCCUUUGAGGGAGCUUCAAAAUCUGAUUUGUGGAACUCUGCGCUGAGACGUGCCUCAUCCCGAAAUCUGAUGGAG
Gekko japonicus is the source of this 726-nucleotide messenger RNA. RefSeq names its product protein PAT1 homolog 2-like. The annotation marks the transcript as partial. The transcript has 5 exons. NCBI's taxonomy places the organism in Eukaryota, Metazoa, Chordata, Lepidosauria, Squamata, Gekkonidae. The record is from RefSeq and is a predicted model, not a curated record.